GAAGGAUGUAGCACAAUGGUGAUAAAACUGGAGGCGUAUUUAGCAAGGCUGAGGACGGGGAUCGUAUGGGUGUGGUUUCACUCUCAUGCAUUUAACCCAAUGACACGCUACAGACUUGCUCACAUCUCAGCUCCUCCAGUAAAGGCACACCAAGCUCUGGCCCAUCGUUCCCUCGGAGGCAUGGUUUCUCAAGUGACCACCUCCCUCGUCAAGUGCCUGCUGAUUCUCCUCGGCCUGGUCUCUGUGAUACUGAACAUCGUUUUGAUAUGCAUGAAUUCCAACAGGCUUCCAAAAUGCCAGAUGCAAACACAAGAAUCGGUGGUGGGCAACCACACGGACCACAGCUUGAUAUUCGCCGACCUCACCCCCAAGGAGUACCAGAUGGUCCGGGAUUACAUGUGGAAUCAGAAGGACUUGAGGAUUUCUCACUCUGCCUUUGCAAAAGCGUCAGAGAACUACAUCUUCUUGAUUGACCUCGUGCUUCCGAAAAAAGCCGAAGCGCUGAGAUAUCUGGAUUCUCAAGGCGUCAAGCCCGAACGCCAAGCCAGCGUCGUGGUGUUUUUCGGAGAGCAUAACUACCUCAAAGAGUACGUCGUGGGACCUCUGACCGGUCACAUCCGUCAUCGGGAUGUCACAAAGGAGAAGUACAAGGUAGAGAGCCUUCCCUUCACGGCCCGCCCCGUGACCAUUGGAGAAUACGGGCAACUUUUCCAAUUGGUGUAUGUUGAUGUCUUCAACCAGCUGAAGACAGAACUAAAGGAGAGCUUUGGUUACGACCACAAAAAUCCAAACCUGGAGGUAUUCGAAGGAAUGCCCAGAGGAGUAAAAGCAGGCGAUAGAAAGACUUGGAUUUCAUUUUUCCGUGCGCUCAGUGGCAUGUAUAUCCAUCCAGUUGGCUUUGAAAUUUUAAUUUGUCACGAAAGUAAAAACUUCUCAGACUGGACCGUUGAAAAGCUCAUGUACAACGGCGUAUAUUUCGACAGCAUUGAUAGUUUUAAGAAAUCGUAUGCAGCAGGUACUAUACAAAAAAUUGUCUUUAAAGAAAUCUCUAAUUACGCCUCACUGAAACCGAGAAGCGUACCUACAGGGUUGGGACCACAUCAGUAUUAUCUCCAAGGCAAGCGCUUCAGCGUGAAGAAAAACCAAGUCAUUUACCAGGACUGGAGCUUUGCGUUCGGUCUGAGCUCACUGACCGGCAUGCGAGCGUUCGAUGUUCGCUUUAAAGGAGAAAGGAUCAUCUACGAGCUCAGCGUCCAGGAGGCCAUGUCUGUGUAUGGCUCCAUAACUCCAGGGAUGAUGCUCACCAAAUUUCUGGACACUAGUAUCGGAAUCGGCCGCUUCGCCCAUGAACUGGUGCGAGGCGUCGACUGUCCGUAUUCGGCCACUUAUAUAGAUGUUUAUCGCUACAUCGACGUCAACGCCACGCAGCUUUUCAGAAACGCCAUCUGCGUCUUUGAGCAUGAUGUAGGACGACCGCUACGACGUCACUUUUCAGAUUUCUUCCAUAACAGCUAUGGAGGCCUGACCAACAGCGCCCUGUACCUCCGCAGCAUCACAGCCAUCGGCAACUACGACUAUAUCUGGGACUUCAUCUUCUACCAGUGUGGCACGGUGGAGGCCAGGGUUCAUGCCACCGGUUAUAUAUCCUCUUCUUAUAAAGUGCCCGGCAGUCUGAAGUACGGCCACCAGGUCGCUGAAAACGUGCUCGGAAAUGUCCACACGCACUUCGUUAACUUCAAGGUGGAUCUGGAUAUUUUAGGAGUGAGGAACGUGUUCCAGACCAAAGACAUGGAGUAUGAGGAGGUGUCUUUGCCCUGGAUGACUGAGCGUAAGGCCAAAAUCCCAAAAGUGGUGGAGAAUCAGAUCAAGACCGAGCAGGAAGCAGCGCUUCGAUACGGCACUAAAAUUCCUCGUUAUCUCCAUGUGGCGAGCAAUCAGAAGAAUCGUUGGGGCCACCAGCGCUCAUACAAACUGCAGGUGAUGAGUCUGGCUGGAGAUCACCUUCCAGAGAGCGAGCCAGAGGAGAGGAGCAUGUCCUGGGCACGGUACAAAGUUGCCAUAACAAAGCAUAAAGACUUGGAGCAGACCUGCAGCAGUCUGUACAGUCAGAAUAACAUGUGGGAGCCAGUGGUGGACUUCAGCAAUUACAUCAAGGAUAAUGAGAACAUCGAGAAUGAGGAUCUGGUUGCCUGGGUGACGGCAGGUUUCCUCCACAUCCCACAUGCCGAGGACAUCCCCAACACGGUGACUGUAGGAAACGGAGGCGCCGUCCUCAUCCGGCCGCAUAAUUACUUUGACGAAGAUCCGUCUAUCAACUCAGCCGACGGCGUCUACAUCAAGCCGGGAUCAGAAAGAGACUGUGAGUACAACAAGAUGGCGUGUUUAGACAAACACCUGUGUAGCCAGACGCUGGAGCCCUUCACCUACAACGGAUUCGAGGGUGUCAUGAAAUUUGCCGGAUAAACAUAUCACAUUAAAGAUGUUAAAGAUAUUUGCUGUCCUUAACGAAUUAAUUCCUCACCUCUAUAGUCGCAUCUUCACUGUUAGCAUCGUGUGAUAUAUGUGGUUUAGUUCUUAUCUUUUUGUAUUUUUACUUAUUUUGUAUUGACCAUCGAAUGAGAUUUUUACCGAUUUCUUGUUCUUUUACAUAUUAUGAAAGUAAGGACAAGAAAUCAGUCACCUUGAUUCCACUUAAACCACAGCAGCUUGAUUAAACAACCACAUUUCUAAUUUCUAAUUGUAAUCCAUUUAUGGUUAUUUUUAAUGCUGUGGAACGUCCAGGAAACCAGUUAGUUCUAGUUCACAAUCACGUUCUAGCGGCUCGGGUCGUUGCUUUAAUUGAUAAAAAAAGCACUGACACUGGAGACUCCUUCCAUCAUUGUCCAUAAACAUCUCCUGAAACACUGAAAACAUCACCAUAUAAACAAUUCAUCAGUUUUUAAUCCAUUUAAGUGGAACGACAUGCUGUGAACGUUUCGUUACUAUAGAAACGCUAACGUAUUAGAAGGAUAUAAACCUGCGAUUCGCAGAUGACCGAUCAGAAUCCGGAAUUAAAAACCACUGUGGUAUAAAUAUUAGAAUGUCAUUUUAUAUCAUCUUAACUACCCUUUUAGCCACUUUUAGCUCCUUUUUAGUGUCUCUUGUAGCUACUUUCUGUGCAACGUACUAUUUUGUCAGAUGAAUUAGCGCUGCUGUCUGUCUCAAUUUGGGGGGGUUUGUAUACAGUUCCGUCUCACCCGGGUCCUACGUUAUGGUUAAAAUGUCCCGAAGCUCAAUUUCACGCUACCUCAUUUCAGCCAGGAAUCUCCUGAUGUACAGUUUUUGCAAACAAGAAAUUCGCUAGCAAGAGAUCCAAAGCAUCCGAUUGCGUACCGGAUGUCUUUCGUGUCAUGACAUCGAUAACGGGGCAUUUUAAUCAACAACAACUCACAUGUUCAGAAAACAAUAAACUAUUCUGUGGCUCGUGACUCUUGCAGUAAUUUUCUUACUAAUGUUCUGGUUAAAUGUAGGAUCGCUUUAAAAAGCUACGAUCAUCCGAAUUCACGUAUAAAGUUCCUAGUAAUGCAUUUUUUUUUUUUUUUUUUGAGGAAAUUGCUAAGGAUCAAACUUGUUGCCAUUUCUACUCUGAAAGAUAUGUGCAAGUUUAAAAAAACACCAGAAUGUUCUUGUGAACUGAAAAGACAAAAUUCUCAGUGUUACUUGUGCUACUGUGUUUCCCUGUUUAGGAGAUUUUUACCUUUAUUUCAUUUAGGUUUUCUAAUCUAUAUCUUUAUGUGUAUAAACAUGUCACUUAUGAUGUUCAGCUGUAUGAGAAAUAAAACUGCAAUAAAGUUCAGUUGAGUUCC
Molecule: messenger RNA, 3845 nt
Organism: Tachysurus fulvidraco (yellow catfish)
Lineage: Eukaryota; Metazoa; Chordata; Actinopteri; Siluriformes; Bagridae
Gene: aoc2
Product: amine oxidase copper containing 2
Biological process (GO): amine metabolic process
Cellular component (GO): plasma membrane
Molecular function (GO): primary methylamine oxidase activity; quinone binding; copper ion binding
Source: RefSeq, a predicted model, not a curated record